GUGUUUCCAAAGUGAUGUGAACUCUUCAUGAUUCAUUUUAUUCGUUGAUCAAAAAAACAAACCAAACAACAAGAGAACCAAAAACAAAAACAAAAACAAAAACAAAAUGAAAAAUCCAAAUCAUGGCAUUAGUUAAUCGUUUUGAACAGGAACAUCCUCCAACAGCACUUCUGAUACAAUCAAUUCAGUCUAAUAGUUCCAGUUCAUCAUCGUCAUCUUCGUCAUCAUCAUCAUCAUCAUCUCCUUCGACGUCAACAUCGGCAUCGUCAUCAUUGGAAACAAAUUUAAAUCUAAAUAAUUUAAAUUUUGAUAAAAAACUUUAUCUACUUGGUAAAUUUACUACUUGUACAUGGACAUAUGAUGAGGAUGAUGAAGAAGAUGAUGAUGAUGAAAAUGAAAAUGGUGAUGAACCAACGACAUUAUUUCUUAAUGCAACCACACCAUGUCGUUGUGUUAUGUAUCGUAAUAAUGGAAUGGAACAAUAUUUCCGAUAUAUUGAUGAAAAUGGUAAUCCAAAUGGUAAUAACAACAAUAAUGAUGUUGCUACUAAUGGUGAACCUAAAUUUUUUCAUUUACAAUGUGAUCUUUGUUCACACACAUUAGCUCAACAUUUGCAAUAUUUUCGUUCAUCGAAACCAUCAUUAUUCACCGAUAUAGCCAUAUUGGAUGAUUAUCUUUAUAAAGCAGUUGAUAGUUUUCAGCUAAUGUGUCUUUAUAGCCAAUCAACUUUGUUUCAGAAACGGCCACUAUUCACUAUUUAUAAUCUAAUUAAUGGCUAUCUGUGCAAUUAUGUUGAUGUUGAAUAUAAUUAUCGGCAGCCACCAUUUGAAAAUCCAACUAUUGAACAAUUAUUAAAAUCAAUCGCCAAUGAUAAUAAAAAUAAUGUAAUAAUAAGAAAAUAUUCUGAAAUAUUUCUUCGCCUAUUUGAUCGUUAUAAAUUUCAAUCAAUCGAUAUUGAUCGUACACAGGAACAAUCGGAACAAUUGAAAAUAUUCAAAGAAUUAUUUCUGGUCUUUUGUCUACUGCCACGAACAAUUAAAUCAUUAAAACUAUAUAGGCCAUCAGAAAUAUUUGGCCAAUCACAUCUAUUAUCAAUUAUCGAUUUUCUACGUGAUGAUUUUAAUAAACAAAUUGAAAUUGUUGAUGAAAAUUAUCAUAAAUUUCUUAAUCUAAUCACCUCUGAACAUUCAUUCAUAUCAAAUUCAAAUGAAAAUGAUUCAUCAACUGCAGCUAAUAAUAAUAAUAAUAAUAAUAAUUCGAUAAAUACAACAUCUAUGAAUGAUCGAAGAAGAUCUAAAACAUCACCAAAUUCUACAUUAUCAACAAGAUUACGUCGUCAUAGUUUAGAUCAGAUUCUAUCCGAUGGUAUACGUGUUUGUGAUGUUGAACGUUUAUAUCAACAUCAAAAUGAAAUAUUUGAUCGAUGUUGUUGUGUACAUACAGUUCCGAUCGGAUCGAAUACUGUUGAUUCAGUUAUACAUGAUGAAGAUUUAGUCUAUAUUCGUAUUGAUCCUGCAGCUUCAGUAUUGCCUACUGUUAGCAUAGAAGUUAAACAUUUUAUUCUUGGUAAUGCUGGUGCAUUAAUCAAUGAUCGUUUAAAGCGAAUGGGCACGAUGAAUGUACAUGAUAAAUUAUUUGCUAAAACUGUUACAACAUUAGUAUUGAUACAUCGGCCAACUGGACGCUUAUUAGCAGUGUUAACAUUUGAUUUUCGUUCGAAAGAAAACCUCGGUGAACUGAUAUUUCUUGUUGUUACACCACGAUAUCAACGACGUGGUUACGGUUCAAUGUUAUUAUCAAUAAUGGCUAAAAUGAUUAUACCAGAAUGUUCAGAAUAUGCUGUACAUGCUGAUCUAGGUGCUAUCGAUUUCUAUAAACGUAUUGGUUUUAUUGAAGAAACUAAUACAAAAGAAAUUAUUCGAUUAGAAAAAUUUAUGGGCCAAUAUACUGGUUCAGUAUUGAUGCGUGCAAAUCGUACGAUUAUGAUGCAGAAAUUACGUCCAUUAUCAUUAAAAAUUGAUUUAAUUUCUAUCGAAAAUAUUCAACCAACACGAUCUAAUUGUCCGAUUCAUGUUGGUAUUAGUCAAGCUUUAUCCUCAUCAUCAUCUUCAACAUCAUCAAAUGAUCAAAUGAAUGAAAUUAGUAUGGAAGAAUUGAAAAUAUUUCAUCAUACAAUUUGUGAACAUUUAGCACCAUUAUUAGUUGCAACGCAGAAUGUUCGUGAUUCAUUAGCUCAAUCACGUGAUAGUGCUGAAAAUUUAGUUGUUUAUGAUAAUCUUGUUCUAUUUAAACAAUUAAAUUCUUCAUUAAUGUAUAUCGAUCUAGCGCGUAUAUUAUAUUAUCGUUUUUUAUGGUUCAUAACACACUGCCAAUGGAAAUAUAGACGUGAUUGUAGAUUAACAAUUGCACGUAAAGUCGAAUGCCAUUUAAAACGUUUAUUUGUGUUCAAAUUUGGUUUUGAAGAAAUGUUUUGAUUGAUACACCAAAAUAAAAAAAACUUUAAACUUCAAACAUUUAUUAUUCGUUGUGAUCUCAGUCAAUCAACUGGUCCAAUUUUGUUUUUGAUAUCAUCACCAAAAGGUAAUUUAGAAUUUUUAAAAAAAGAAAAGAAU
This is a messenger RNA of Dermatophagoides pteronyssinus (European house dust mite), 2612 nucleotides long. Its product is annotated as histone acetyltransferase KAT2B-like. The record is from RefSeq and is a predicted model, not a curated record. Gene Ontology annotation, cellular component: nucleus. Lineage: Eukaryota; Metazoa; Arthropoda; Arachnida; Sarcoptiformes; Pyroglyphidae. Gene Ontology annotation, molecular function: histone acetyltransferase activity. Gene Ontology annotation, biological process: regulation of DNA-templated transcription.